GAAUCUGCUGUCAAAUUCAGUCACUUCAUUUGAGUGCCGAUCACUCGCAGUGCCAGCUGUUCGGCUCUCUUCACUUGCCACUUCCCAGAUCCAGCUGCGGAUCCGGCCUUAGUUCCACGUGUCCACCUAUUUUACUAGGAAUUACGCUUUUCAGCUUUCUUACGUUACGCCUGCAAGGGGAAUUGCGCAGUCGUAGAUUUGGCAGGCGAGCAUGGAGGAGGACGAUCGGUCGAUCGCGGCGCCCGAGGGGAAGAACAAGGCGAUCGACUACGACAAGCUCGAGAGGGAUGUGGACCUCCAGCGGGAUGUCGCUCUCAAGGAGGGGAAGCUGACUGAAGCUCUCGAUGCGCUGCUAGGCUUGGAGAAACAGAUGCGACUGGCGGCGGAUGUGGUCGGCACGCGCACUGUGGCGGUGGCGAUUCUGAAGGUGUGCCACGAGGCUGCUGCGUGGAAGCUUCUCAACGAGCAGAUCGUGGCACUGUCCAAGCGCCGAGCGCAGCUGAAGCAGGUGGUGGCAGCGAUGGUGCAGGAGGCCAUGAAGUACGUGGAUGACGCACCUGAUGACGUCAUCAGGGAGGAGCUCAUCAAGACGCUCAGUGGGGUCACGGCAGGCAAGAUCUACGUGGAGAUUGAGAGGGCGCGCCUGGUGGAAGCGGCUGGCGAGGAUGAAAGAGGCGGAGGGGAAGGUGAAGGAGGCGGCGGAGGCCAUGCAGGAGGUGGCGGUGGAGACGUUUGGAGCCAUGGCCAAGACAGAGAAGAUUGACUUUAUCCUGGAGCAG
This is a messenger RNA of Closterium sp. NIES-67, 779 nucleotides long. The record is from the annotation of a GenBank genome assembly. NCBI's taxonomy places the organism in Eukaryota, Viridiplantae, Streptophyta, Zygnematophyceae, Desmidiales, Closteriaceae.